Molecule: messenger RNA, 1517 nt
Organism: Nymphaea colorata (pocket water lily)
Lineage: Eukaryota; Viridiplantae; Streptophyta; Magnoliopsida; Nymphaeales; Nymphaeaceae
Product: rhodanese-like domain-containing protein 8, chloroplastic
Exons: 8
Coding region: 22-1374 (450 amino acids)
Source: RefSeq, a predicted model, not a curated record
UCCUUCCGGAUUCCCCUCCAAAUGGAGGUCGCAACUGCGGUUUUCAACCUCCCCAAUCGAUUCCAAAUCGUGGCGUCUUCACUGACGCCCUCCCUCUGCAGAAAUACAACAAAAACUCUCCUCUUCUUUGCACCAGAGUCCUUCAAGUCCUCUCUCGGGUGGGCCAUUGUCAACAAGAAACCGAUUUCUGCAAAUUUUUAUGUGAAGAGAAGGAGAACUCUUUGUGGGUAUGGAGUGAAUUGCAGCAAAACUGACAUAGAGAACGGAAAAUGUGGAAAGGAAGAGUUUAUAGUGGUGAACUUCUACCGGUUUGUGCACAUAGAACAACCUCAAGAAGAGGUUGCCAAGCACCACUCGUUCCUAGAGGGUCGUGACAUUCGUGGUAGGAUAUACGUCAACGAGCAGGGCAUCAACGCCCAGUAUAGCGGCCCAUCCCAGGAUGCAUUGGCAUACGUCGAAUGGUUGAAGGAAGAUGACCGAUUUUCUGAUAUUUUGGUUCAGAUUACACCAGCAUCAAGUGGGCAUGCAUUUCCUUGCCUUAAACUGCGGUAUAAACCUUCAUUAGUCCAGAUGGAAGGAGGCAUCUCACACCUUCCUAUACUGGAUCCAGAAAUGAGGGCCGUACCAUUGGAUCCAUCUGAGUGGAAGGAACGACUGCAAAUGGCAAGACAUUCAUCAUCUUCAGUUGAAAUUAGCAGUUCAGCCCAGGAAAGGCAGAUUCUGCUUUUGGAUGUCAGAAAUGGUUAUGAAUGGGAUAUUGGUCAUUUUUGUGGAGCUCAGCGUCCACCUGUUGAUUGCUUUAGGAACACCUCAUUCGGGCUUUCUGAUUCAGAGUGUGAUUGUUCAGAUCCUCUGUCCAAUGUCAACAAAGAAACUACAGAUAUUAUGAUGUACUGCACCGGGGGCAUCAGAUGUGAUGUGUAUUCCACUCUACUUAGACAAAGAGGCUUCCAGAAUCUGUACACUUUGAAGGGAGGCAUCUCACAUUUUCUUGAGCAAGAGGGUCCAGGAGAAGAUUGGGAAGGGAAUUUGUUUGUCUUUGACUCACGUUUGGCUCUUCAACCGUCCACCUUUAAGCCUGAUGCAAACACACAUGAAAAGCAGAAAGGGAAUGGCUUAAUCCACAAACUAACAUCAGCCAGAUGCUAUUUAUGUGGAUCUUCAGUGCUUGAACUCAGACAUCGGAACUGUGCAAAUCUUGACUGCAACUUCCUUUUCCUAUGUUGUAACAACUGUGUCGAGGAGUUUAGAGGAUGUUGCUCCCCGGAAUGCACAUCAGCUCCCAGGCUCAGACCAGUUUUACCUGGGCACCAAAGAUAUGAAAAAUGGCACGUUUAUCGGGACUCAAAGAUGACAGACACUCAGACUGUUUAAUCUCUCUCUCUAUCUCUCUUUCUUUAUAGAGGGUCAUUUUGGUAGAGGCUUUGGUGACCAAUGAAUCAAUCAAAUGCUAUUUACGAGAUUGUGAUGUAUCACAUUUUAGAGGUCAUUCAAUGAUAUUCUUGGGCGAAUCUUCA